Messenger RNA from Melampsora larici-populina 98AG31, 231 nucleotides. RefSeq lists its product as uncharacterized. The coding region runs from base 1 to 231 and encodes 76 amino acids. Lineage: Eukaryota; Fungi; Basidiomycota; Pucciniomycetes; Pucciniales; Melampsoraceae. The record is from RefSeq and is a predicted model, not a curated record. The transcript has 4 exons.
AUGCUUUUCUUCAAAAUUAUCAUUGCUGCUGUUCUAGCAGCCACAAUCUCUGCCCGCCGUGUCCAAGUUGACCAAACUGUCACUUGUGAAGCCCUACAACAACAAUAUGUAGAGUUUACUCCCAUCAUUGAAAAGAGAUUGUCAAGACUCCUCAAAACUUGUCAAUAUGGACCUGGUAAUAAACCCCCAGUCUGCUGGACUGAAUGUGAAUCUGGACCUGGUUGCUGCUGA